Messenger RNA from Thunnus maccoyii (southern bluefin tuna), 933 nucleotides. Its product is annotated as olfactory receptor 11A1-like. The annotation marks the transcript as partial. Gene Ontology annotation, biological process: G protein-coupled receptor signaling pathway. NCBI's taxonomy places the organism in Eukaryota, Metazoa, Chordata, Actinopteri, Scombriformes, Scombridae. Gene Ontology annotation, molecular function: olfactory receptor activity; G protein-coupled receptor activity. The transcript is spliced from 2 exons. The record is from RefSeq and is a predicted model, not a curated record. Gene Ontology annotation, cellular component: membrane.
AUUGUUGGGAUCAUGAUAAACUCCACACAGUUUUCAUAUUUCACACUUGCUGCCUACUUUGACACUGGGCUUCUUAAAUACUUUUAUUUCAUGACUGUUAUGUGUCUCUAUAUUUUUAUUGUUAGUGCCAAUGUUUUUCUCAUUGUGGUUAUCUGUAUGAACAGAAGCUUACAUGAACCUAUGUACCUUUUUCUGUGCAGCCUGUUUGUAAAUGAACUGUAUGGUAGUACAGGGUUGUUUCCAUUCCUUCUGGUUCAGAUCCUCUCUGACAUUCACACUGUUUCUGCUUCUUUCUGUUUCCUGCAGAUUUUCUGUUUGUACUCUUAUGGAGGUAUAGAAUUUCUAAACUUAGCCAUCAUGUCUUAUGACAGAUACCUUGCUAUCUGUUAUCCUCUGCAAUAUAACACACAUAUGACGUCUAACAGAGCUGCCAUCUUCAUUGCUGUAAUAUGGGUACCCCCACUUCUUGUGAAUUUUUUGACACUGCCUUUGAUUGUUCCUUUGCAGCUGUGUGGAAACAUCAUCAACAAAGUUUACUGUGACAACCACUCUGUUGUGAAACUGGCCUGCUCUGACACCACAGUCAAUAACGUCUCUGGACUUAUUGUUAUUGCUUUCUCAGUCUUUGGUCCUCUAAUUUUAAUUCUUUACACAUACAUGAGGAUUCUUAAAGUUUGUUUUUCUGGUUCUAAACAGACCAGACAGAAAGCUGUCAGUACCUGCACACCUCACCUUGCUUCCCUGCUCAACUUCUCUUUUGGAGCUUGCUUUGAAAUAUUACAGAGCAGAUUUAAUAUGAGCAGUGUACCCAACACAUUACGCAUCUUUUUAUCCUUAUACUUUCUUACAUGCCCACCAAUUUCCAACCCUUUAAUGUACGGCCUGAAACUGUCCAAAAUCCGUGUUACAUGUAAAAAGUUGAUGAAAAUUAGG